UCGGAAUUCGAUGUGCUUGGCUCGAAAUUCGAAGAACUUCGUUUGUGGGUUUUUGUAGACUGGCGGAUGUUUGAGAAAAAGUAAUGCUUUCGAGGAUCCGAGUUCCAUCCGGAGAAAAGUUGACGGGCAAGUCCGAAUCAAGGCUUGGCAUUCAAGGGGGGAAAUCACGUGGCUCAGGAUACUUUUACUCUGUGACGACGUUGACAUUCAGUCAUCCGUCGAGCUCGCAUCCGAGCUCGUCGUUGAACACAAUGAUCCUCCGCAAACUCGCCUCAACGAUGCCAAAGGCCCAUUACACCGACCUAGACCCAUUGUCGCUAUCGUCGGUACCCUCGCCCUCGAUGUCUCCUUCCUCCUCUUCCAUCUCCCCCACAUCGAGCGGAUCCCAGUCGAGAACCCAUGCUUUCUUCGCCUCGCCCUUUUCGACACGACCGUCCAGUCCUACCCUCCCGACAAAGAGAACCACGGACGAUCUAGAUGUGAAUGGAAAUGGUAAUAGACCAAAUUCGAAAAGGUCGCCUGCUGCGCCGCGAUCACUAACGACUGAUUUCUUCGCAACGACGACGACGACCCCACAUACAAGCUCUGCACCGCCAAAGGGCAAAAGGACCUUCCUUAAUCUUGAUUUGUUGCGGUAUGCCCCUAACGUUGAUGGAGCUGCACAGCAUGCAAGCCCCUUUGCUGUAAACUUUACCUCGACACCGACACCGACACCGACACCGACGUCUAUUGAAUACCCUGAUACGUCAAGUGAACCUACGCCGCGGCCUCCAGAUCUCGUGCUCAACAUCCAGCCUAAUCUCACUGAGCCAGCACCCAUGCAGUCGAGCCCUGUUUCCCUUGAACAAUCCGUCUCGCCCCCACCUGGAACACAAGAGGACGCUGAGGUUCUGCCUUUAUCGAUGUCGAUCGGUUCGCUGGUGUCCUCUGAUAACCCAUCGGACCAGCACGAUGAGCUCGCCCCGGGCAUGAUCAUUCGGUCCUUCCUCUUUACCAAGCAGCGAUACCUUGUCCCCACUCAAAUCCGAUCCCUAUCCCCCGGGUGACACUGCUCCAGCAGGUGACGUCUUCUUGCGAUUAAGACUUGCACUCGGGAAAGGCGCCUUUUCGAAUGUGUGGCUGGCG
Molecule: messenger RNA, 1125 nt
Organism: Guyanagaster necrorhizus
Lineage: Eukaryota; Fungi; Basidiomycota; Agaricomycetes; Agaricales; Physalacriaceae
Exons: 3
Coding region: 84-1046 (320 amino acids)
Source: RefSeq, a predicted model, not a curated record